AUGACUAAAGGGAAACGAAGAAAGAAGCCCCUCAGCAGCAUGACCAUGCUGAAAGAGGAUAUUCGAGUGGAGGAGAAGAGCUCCCUCGAAGAUAGCACAGUGUUCUCAAAGCCCCUUGGGAAAGCUGAAAAGGUGAGCAAGCUAUGUGAAGCCCCUAACUGUACCCAUGCUGCCGUCUGCUCUGUCUUUAUAAGAGAUGAAGAGGACUUCAUAGAUGGCAUUGAACCAGAAGAAGGCACCCCUUACCGCGCAUGUGCCCUCCACUCUAAUAAACAAGUCAAGACCUUCCGAGGAAUGAAAAUUCUCAAUAGAAUAGAGGAAGUGGUAUCUGAUGAGGAAGAAUCACUCCCAAACAGGCCAACAGCUUCAGCAGCUAAAACCCUACAACAGACUCCCACUGAGCAACCUGCAAUUGCAGUAAGAGUCUCCCCCAUGAGCUCACCCGAACUUCAAGCUCUACUUAAAAAGAAAGGAAAUUCAGCUUCCUCCAACCCUAGCCAACCUAAUGCAUCUCUAGCUUCCUCCCCGGUCAGCACUUGUGAAGUUCAAGACUGUACCAAUGUUGCAAAUUAUGAAGCUGAAGUCGAAAACAGACAUGGCCUGACAAAAGCUAGAGUAUGUGUAGAGCAUGCAACUGACAGCAUUGAGGGUAACAAGACCACAAGCCUUCAACUGGUAAAUGCUGAAAACCUAUCAGCAUAUUCAAUGUCCUCGAUAAGCAUCAGCGACAACGAUGACAAUGACCAGGUUAAAAACAUUGUCAGUAAAGUCACCCAAAACAAACCCUUUGGUCAAACUAAGGGACAGAAGCAAAGCAAAAUCAGAAGAGCCUCUGAUCCAAGUCAAAAGCAAACAGUUACCUUUAACUUUAACAGCGAUGUAGACUUCCCUUCGCUGCCUGCUUCAAAACCAAUGUCAAAAACCCCCGCUCAAAAUGUUGGUGUAACCAAAAGAAAUGUUGGGGACAGCGAGAUACCUGAAAAAAGGAUCAACAAAAUCGCACAACCCAAAAAGGGAAUGGCAACACCUAAAGGCACCACAGAAAAGGGUCCAACACCAAAAAAGGCAAGGACAAACAAAAAACCCAGCAACUUGGAAGCAAUGAAUGUGAACAGCUCAAGCGAAGAGGAUAUCCCAAACAGAUUUGCAAAUGCAAUCAUUCCAACAAUUAACCACCCUAUUGCAUUCCCAAAGAAACCCACUAAUGCUAAUGCACUCAGACUCAUCAUAAAUGGUGAACCCUUUGCAGUAUCGCUGGACUGGGCCCCAAUCUACCUGCUCAAAUUUUUUGCAGGAAACGAUAGCAUUACUAAGUGGGACCUAAAGAGAGGAAACACAGUCAUCCCUGCAACAC
Paraglomus brasilianum is the source of this 1354-nucleotide messenger RNA. NCBI's taxonomy places the organism in Eukaryota, Fungi, Glomeromycota, Glomeromycetes, Paraglomerales, Paraglomeraceae. The record is from the annotation of a GenBank genome assembly.